Molecule: messenger RNA, 4231 nt
Organism: Pteropus alecto (black flying fox)
Lineage: Eukaryota; Metazoa; Chordata; Mammalia; Chiroptera; Pteropodidae
Gene: EFCAB9
Product: EF-hand calcium binding domain 9
Exons: 5
Coding region: 529-1260 (243 amino acids)
Biological process (GO): flagellated sperm motility; sperm capacitation
Cellular component (GO): sperm principal piece; cytoplasm
Molecular function (GO): calcium ion sensor activity
Source: RefSeq, a predicted model, not a curated record
UUUGGAGAGCCGAGGGGACCUCUUGACGGGCUGUCCCGAACCCGAGAGGUCAGCCGCGCCGCGGGGCUCCCCAACUUCUAUGGGAACGAGAGGGGAAGCGAACUGGCUUUCCGCGCGCGCCCGCCGAUUGUUGUCCGAGGGCCAAUGAGGUGGAGCGACAUCAAACGCUGACUCUGCCCGACAACUACACCGCGUGGCUGCUCCGCGAGCUCCCACCUUUCAGGUGGGGACGCGCGGCAGGCAAGGGCUCCAGCCUCGGGCGACGAAUCCUGCCCGCGGAUCCGGCGCGGGCUCCUCGGCGCGGUGCUGCCUCCUGCUGCACGAAAUGCUGCGCCCUUGCGGCCGCCGCCGGUCCCCGGAGCCCCGGCUUCCCGGCCGUUUCCUGCUUCCCAGGGGCUCCCUCGCCGGCCGGGAUCAGAGAGCUGGGGGAAGUGCUGCUUUGGGACCUAUCAUCCUUCAGGAUGGAUCUUCAGAUAUGUUUGUAUAUUGAAUAAAAAGUUUCCGAUUCUUAAUUUCCCAAUUUAAAAAAUGAGCUCAUUACAGAUUAAAACUAAAAUCCUCUCUGACCACCAUCAUCCUCGAUCCUGGUUGACUCGCUUCGCUGCCACCUGCUUGUGUCCUGUACAUAUAGCAGAAUUCUCUAUUCCCUUUCAGGUUGCUAGAGUCUUUGGCUUAAAGAGCACCCAGAUGAAGCUGAAAGAAGGGUCGUUUCUGUGGUACCUCUACCUGGACAAACUGUACUGCUUAUUAUCCGUGAGGAACGUGAAGGCCCUGGUGGAGUAUUUUCACCUUCUUGAUGUUCACCGCAACAACACGUUGAAUGAUGUGCUGUUCUAUCACUUCCUUCAUCACGUGACUAAUUUGAAACGGAGACAGAUCAUGAUUGUGUUUAACAUGUUGGACUGGAAUGCUAUGGGCGAGAUUGCUUUUGACCAGUUCUACAUGUUAGUUUGCAUCCUGCUGGCACAACAGAACCACUUGGAAGAGCAAUUUAUCUUCCGCCACUCCCGGCCUGUUUUUGAGCUGCUUGACCUGGAUGGGGAGAUGAAAAUUGGUCCAGAAAACUUCCACAUGUACAACUUCCUCUUCAAUAUUAAAAAGCAGGAACUCAGAGAGCUCUACAGUGACUUUGACGUGACAGGUGACUGUCGUCUUAAUUACAAGGAAUUUAAGCUGUUUACUAUCUUCACCAUGGACAAAUACCAGGAGAUGAAGAAAGCAGAGAAAGAAAAAGAGAAAGAAAGAGAAGACUCUGCUUAAAAAGAAAAUGAAGUUACAUGAAUGAAGUUAAUGUGAGUCAAAAAGAGUCUUCUUGGAAUAAAUAAAUCUGAAAGAAUAUAAGUAAUUACAACUAUUAACAUGUCCAAAUAUAAACUUGGAGCACCAAAGCGGACAUCUUUACACUGACUGUGAUAUACGAAGGGUUCAAAUGAGUGCUCCUCAGGCAGCAGGUUAACUCUAAACAUCUUCUGACCUCACAAUAAUGUGAUGUGCAAUAACCAUUUUCUCUUUGUGCACACGUCCCAAUUCUGCUUCUCCUUUUCAGAUCAACCCCUUUCAUUAGGUCCCUGUGUCUCCACAUAAUCACCAACACUUAAUGGAGCUAAGCAGUUGAAAGGUAAUGCAUUCUCAAUAUUUGUCACUAGUGUCUGAUACUUUUAGAAUCCUUUCUAUUUUCCCAGUCCUUAAACUAAACCUACCUGGAUGCAAGAUACUUCAAACUGGCAAAUGGUGAAGUGUCUCAAACCAUAAGGGAAACGGACUUUUAAGAACACGGGGGCUGUGGCUGUGUUCUUCUUAGAACCUGAAUUACUCUCAUGAGUUAGGUGCUUAAGCAAAUGGACCAGAUCUACUAGGGUAAAAUAAUUACUACGUUCCAUGAGUUUAAUUUUUUAUAUAAUGCCUUGAAUAAUUUUUAAAUGUGUUUAACACAGAACUUGUGGAUGCUCCCUGAUUGUGCUGUCAUGCUGAUGAUGAUAAAGACCACUCAGUAAGCACUUGUUACGGGUCAGGCAGGUGCUUUAAAUGCUUGACUCAUAAUCCUCUGAAUUCGGUGUUACCCUCGAUUUACAGAUGAGGAAACUGAGGCCUAUAGAGAGUAAGCACCUUACCCAAGAACAUAUGGCCCACUAGUGGUAGGACCGGGAUUCAAAUUCAAGGUCAAUUAGAUGGAUGCCUGUGCUUAGAGCAAGUGAUCCGAGUAACUCGUUUUCGCAGAUUCCGUUUAAAUCUUAAGUUUCGUUUCACUGGCUCAGAAAUUCAUCCACAUCGUGCUAAUGACCACAUCUCCUCCUAUCAUGAAUUUCUGAGGAACGAGUUUAGCAAUUAAAGAAAUACAGCUCGCUUACUAUAAACAAAGUAUUUCUUAAGUAUACAUUACGCAACAUAACUGACCUUAAGGCAUUCGAGUUCAAGGGAUACAGUCAUCAUCAAGGAUCAGUGUCAAUUGCAACAGAUAAUGCUUGUCUAAGAUUGUCAUUCUUGCUCUAGAAGACAUGGGAUUGUGGUAACAUGCUUAUGACCAUUAGUAAUAUUUAGCAGCCAAAUCACCUCCCUCUUCCCCGAAAUGGUGCUACAAAAACUGAACGGAGCUAGCAAAACAAAACAAAAACGAAUCAACAACAAGUCAUUUGACUUCUCAUGCCUGAUUUAGACAUGGAAAUUGUGAAAUCAAAAAGUUGCAAAGCAUCUCACUUAGAACAGUGUUCUCCCCGUCCUCUGAUUUGGUGAUAAGUCUGCAGUUAUUCUCUAAGAACACCUUCUGGCAAACAAGUUUGGACGCUACUACACUUACACAGAGUACUGGACCGAGAGACUAGUACAAUCUGGCUGGAAAAUGUCAGCUAGGGAUUAUGUGUCGUUUCAAAGGGUCUUACCACUAAGCUUAUUUGGGGACAGGUUUCUGCUUCUUUUGUGGCAGUCUACAUGGCUUUUGCUACCAGACAGCCUUAGGAUCCAGGCGUAGUUCUGGGAGGAGAAACUGCAACGUCUUAGGAAGACUUCUUUCUCGUUUUCCAAUGGGAACAAUCCCGAGAUAUGUAAAGGGUAACCACAGCAUAUGUUUUUUCAGACAUGGUCUCUAAGGCAAAGAAGAUACUAUACAAUCUACUGUUUCAGAAUGGGGGCAGGGAGAAAGGAGGGAGAGCCAAAGAUAAUAGGUAUAGGAUUUAAUUUGGGGUAAAUUUUAAACUAAAAUUUAAAUGUUGAAAUUAUUUAUUUCAAAUUAAUUUAAAAUAAGUUAAUAUAAAUUUAAGAAGUAGAGUUUGAGACAUGACCAGGGAGUAUAGUUUUCCCCUCCUUCCUAGAUAUCAACGGGUGACUAUAAAAGUACCCUGAUCCAACUGUCAGGUUCCUGUUAAGAGCAUUUUUAUCAUCUGUGUGGUCCCAGAACGGAAUCAGGAAACUGAGCAUUUGCUUCUGCUGAGCCCCAACUGAAACUCGGUGUAAAAACUAAAAUUCAAUCACCUGUAAAGUGGCACUCUUUUGGGACUAGGAGCACAACAAAGCAAUCUGUCAAUGUUCAUUUUAGGACUUUUUUUUUCUCGAUUAUAUUAUGUGACUUAAAAUGUGUUUGUGGGUAUACUUAAAUUAAGUUUCGUUAUGUCCACACUGAGUCAAACUACUGUGAUUUCAAGGGUACAGCUUAACAGACCAAGUACAUUUGGGUACGUUUUGCAUAGCAAUAACACUAGAUUAUUACUGUCACAUUCACGUUAGACUUAUUUGGUCAACAAAGCAUGUGCUUGUUCAGGGGCCUAAGCAGAUGGGGAGGAGCCGCACUUGCAGGGGCAGGUGACGGGCAGGUGACGGGAAGGCUUGACUGAAGAGAUGACUACAGUUCCAGCCCAGGGCCAGGGGACGGGAUCCUCCACGAUCUCUAUCCAGCUACAAAGAGGAAAGAAAUUUAGGGGAAGCUAACUAUGCAAAGUGAAAUCGCUUUUUUUCUACCAGUCCUUAGUUCUCACGCAUUAUCAUCACAGGCCUCAUGCCCAAAACAAAGAUUAGAAAAAGGCCAAACCGAAUUUGCUGAGAUGGGGGUUUACCAAUGUGAGCAGCCCGUGCUGGGCCAGAGAACAGAAACCACAGGGGACUGGCCACAAAGGAGUUCUCAGCCACACUCCUCAUCUCUCUUUUAAAUUAGUAAAAAUACCAAAUCACAGCAUUUGAGAGUUGGACACAAGGUGUAUUUGCUCAUUUUUCCAAUUAAUAAGAAAAGACCAUUAAAAAAGUA